AUGGAAGAAAGCUUGGAGAUGGAACGAUCCAAAGCAGCUGUGCACUACGCCACUCUGUCCGUCGCUUGUUUUCUACGAGGGGAAACCAAAAUGAGAUCGGUUCCAGAAGUAAUUGAUACUUCUGGAGGGUGUGGUGCUAGCUUUGCAAUUGAGAUUGUAUCGGAACAAUUUGAGGGGAAGAGGUUACUGGAGAGGCACCGGUUGGUGAAUUCCGCUUUGGAAGAGCAGAUGAAAAAUAUCCACGCGCUUUCGAUAAAGAAAGCUGUGACCCCAGCCCAGUGGCAACAACAAGCUGAGUCGAACAAAUCUCAACCUGCUACUUAG
This is a messenger RNA of Magnolia sinica, 324 nucleotides long. RefSeq names its product protein BOLA2-like. Lineage: Eukaryota; Viridiplantae; Streptophyta; Magnoliopsida; Magnoliales; Magnoliaceae. The transcript has 3 exons. Gene Ontology annotation, biological process: intracellular iron ion homeostasis. Bases 1 to 324 code for a protein of 107 amino acids. Gene Ontology annotation, molecular function: 2 iron, 2 sulfur cluster binding. The record is from RefSeq and is a predicted model, not a curated record. Gene Ontology annotation, cellular component: cytosol; nucleus.